Molecule: messenger RNA, 903 nt
Organism: Lepus europaeus (European hare)
Lineage: Eukaryota; Metazoa; Chordata; Mammalia; Lagomorpha; Leporidae
Product: taste receptor type 2 member 143-like
Exons: 1
Coding region: 1-903 (300 amino acids)
Biological process (GO): detection of chemical stimulus involved in sensory perception of bitter taste; G protein-coupled receptor signaling pathway; sensory perception of taste
Cellular component (GO): membrane
Molecular function (GO): bitter taste receptor activity; G protein-coupled receptor activity
Source: RefSeq, a predicted model, not a curated record
AUGUCUUCUGCGUUCGUCUUCAUGGUCAUCUUUUGCCUGGAGUCAUUGGUUUCAGUGUUGCAGAAUGGUUUCAUGGUCGUCACGCUGGGCAGGGAGUGGGUCAGGUGCCGGGCACUGCCCACAGGUGAAAUGAUUGUGGCUUGCCUGGCUGCCUCUAGGCUGUGCCUGCAUAUGGUAGGCACUCUGAACAACUUCCUGGCCACCUUUGGUUUUUCUCACGCAUGUUUAUUUUUCAGCAUUUUUUGGGAUUUUUUCAACUUUCUUACGUUCUGGCUCACUGCCGGGCUUGCUCUUCUCUACUGUGUGAAGAUCUCGUCCUUCUCCCACCCCGUCUUCUUCUGGCUCAAGUGGAGGAUUUCUCGGUUGGGGCCCAGGCUGCUGCUGGCCUCUCUGAUCAUGUGCGUGCUGUCAGGUGUCUCAUCCAUCUCUAGGACCAUAAUUACUAUUCAGAUGACGGCCUCCCAGAGUUCCCAUGGAAACAGCACCCUGGCUUAUAGUCCAUAUACCUUCUUUUCAAAGUAUUUUCUCUUUCAUGGAGCCUUUUUAUUGUCGAUUCCAUUCCUGUUGUUCCUGAUGUCCACCCUCUUGCUCAUGUUCUCACUGUGCCGGCAUUUGGGGCAGAUGAGGGGUCACAGGCCUGGCCCUCGGGAUCCCAGCACCCAGGCUCACACUGUGGCUCUGAAAUCACUUGCUUGCUUUCUCAUCUUCCACAUGUUGUAUUACUCGCUCCUGAUUACCAGCUCUGUGAAAGUCUCGACAUUCUGUCAUCAGUUGCCUUGGGCCUGGGAAGUGAUUGUCUACGCGGGUCUCUUUCUGCACUCCACCAUCCUGAUCCUGAGCAGCCCCAAGCUGAGAAAGGCCCUGAAGACAAGAUUUUGGGGCAUAAGUUCUGCCAGCUCAUAA